Molecule: messenger RNA, 1236 nt
Organism: Magnolia sinica
Lineage: Eukaryota; Viridiplantae; Streptophyta; Magnoliopsida; Magnoliales; Magnoliaceae
Exons: 3
Coding region: 206-1174 (322 amino acids)
Molecular function (GO): protein binding
Source: RefSeq, a predicted model, not a curated record
UUUGAGGAGUUGGGUCUUGUGAAAAUCGAUUUUUCUGAAACGUAGUUUGGAAUUCGAAGAUCUGGGUUUCGUAAUUCCUGGAAAACCUGAUCUUCUGAAACCCUGUUUGGGUUAUCAAGAUCUGGGUUUUUUUGGGGCUUUGGAUUGUGGAAUUCUUCUAAAAAUAUCUUAUCUUUGAAGCCCGUUUUAGGAAUUGCAUUUCAAAAUGCUUCUCCGAAGCUCUUCGACUCCGCUCUUGAACUCAUGGGUGCCUAUGUCAAAGGAAUCGUCGCCCGAACCCGAUCAUGUCCCUUCGAUGCAUCGGGCUCGAUCGGCUGGCCACCAUCUGUCGCCUUCUCUUUCCAUAACAGCAUCGUCGAAUUCUCCGUCCCCGCUCGACGAAUCCAUGGCUUCGUUGAAGAAGAUAACGAGAGCCUCAUCAGAAAACGACCUUCGAGAGCUCUCGUUGCCGCCCAGGGCCCAUAAACGUAGACCAUUUCCUCGGAGCCUCAAUGGGCUCUCCUCAAUUUCUUCGGAAGAAGGGGAGGAAGGAGAGCGGGGCAUCGAAUCUGUCGCGUCAUCUCUCGAUCGUCUGUUUUCGAGCUCGGGCUUGGAUGAAUCGAUUGAUGGUGUUCAAGGGUGUUACGUUGGGUUGAAAGAUAAGGAAUCAUCUUUGCCGAUGUUUUUGGGUGGUGGGUUUGGGGGUAGUAACGGCGGUGGGAUUUGUGGAGGGAGAGGAGGUCGUGAUGGGGGUGGAGAUGAAGAUGGCAGGUCUGAUUUUUCGGAUUCAAAUAAUAACGGUAGUGAGAGCAUGGAAGCUUACUAUAAGAACAUGAUUGAGGUGAAUCCAGGAAACCCGCUUCUGCUUGCGAAUUACGCCAAGUAUUUGAAAGAGGUACGUGGGGAUCUAGGUAAAGCAGAAGAGUAUUGUAGCCGGGCAAUCCUAGCGAAUCCAGGUGAUGGAGAUGUUCUCUCUCUAUAUGGUGAUCUGAUUUGGCAAACACAUAAAGAUGCUGAACGGGCUGAGAGCUAUUUCAAUCAAGCUAUCCAAGUUGCCCCAGAUGACUGUUAUGUGAUGGCAUCAUAUGCCCAAUUUCUUUGGGAUGCUGAGGAAGAAGAGGAAGAGGAAGAGGAAGGGAAGGAGACACCCUCUUUCUUCCAUGGAGCUGCUGCUCCUUUAGCUGCUGCUUCCUGAGAUUCUCUUGUGUGUGUGCGCGCGCACUCACACCCCUUGUAGAAUAGCACUGGGUGGUGGUG